GUCACUCGCCAGCAACUUCAUUUACAAAAACCGACCGAUCAUGUUCUUUAUUUGAAAAAAAUCCCUUUAAUUUCCACGUUCGUUUGACAGUUUCCGAUCGAUUUUUCCCUAAAAAUAAUCACGGCAAGUAAAAUGCGCGUCGACAUUGCGCAGAAACGUUGCAGUUGAAACGAAAAUGUAAAAUGGGAAUGUUAUCUCUGAGUGUUAAACGAUGUAUUUUGUGCAGACGAAUUCAGGCAAACACUCGACAAUUCGCCAGAUUGGCCGAAGUCGGCAAGCUCGAGCAGCCGAAACUCAGCGGCAAGUACGAAACUGGGCAGCUUCUCCUGCAUCGCGUCUUCGGCUAUCGCGGCGUGGUGCUCUUCCCCUGGCUCGCUCGGGUCUACGAUCGUGACCUGCCCCAUCAGCAGCGCGACGGCGACGACGAGUCGGCCGCGGUCAACAAGGAGGUGCGAGGACGUACGCACACCUUCUACCAGGUCCUCAUCGAUCAACGUGACUGUCCCUACAUCCGAGCCCAAACCGAAGCUGUAACGUUUUUAGGCAACCAGGAGUCGUCGCGCAGUCUCUACGCGAUACCGGGCUUGGACUACGUCGCCCACGAGGAUAUCAUACCGUACGCGAGCGCCGAGAAGUCACCUCUGCAGCAUGAACUUUUCGACAAGUUCUUGGCACACAACCCUGACAAAGAUCCACCGUUCACAUCUCAAGAGACGCUAAGGGCAUGGCAGAACAAGAACCACCCCUGGCUGGAGCUCUCCGACGUCCACAAGGAGACGACCGAAAAUAUUCGCGUAACUGUGAUCCCCUUUUAUAUGGGAUGUAGAGAAUCGCACACCAACUCAGUUUACUGGUGGCGGUACUGUAUACGUUUAGAAAACUUAGGCAAUCUCUCAGUGCAACUGCGCGAAAGACACUGGAGGAUAUUCUCGUUAUCGGGCACGCUGGAGACGGUAAGAGGUCGAGGGGUCGUCGGUCAAGAGCCCGCGCUGACCCGAGCGCUGCCCGCCUUCCAGUACAGUAGUCACGUCAGCCUGCAGGCGCCCAGCGGUCACAUGUGGGGCACGUUUAGGAUGGAGAGAGAGGAUGGCUACUCGUUCGACUGUCGGAUACCCCCGUUCUCUUUGGAAAGUAAAACGGGCGGUGCGCCCGCUACUCACCCCGAAUCUGUAUAAAGUGAUUUAGUGAUUGUAACCUAAUUUUAUAUAAUCUACUGACUAUUUUUUUCUUUGAAUAUAAAGAUAACAUGCAUCAUUUGUACAGGAAAGUUGUUAUUUCUAUGUUUAUUUUACAGUCAAGUCUCGCGUGGUAUUUUUGCCCCAUCCUGUGAGCUCAAUCAAGAUGGACUUUAACGAAGAAAAACCAUUUUUUUAUGUGAACAAUUGUACCUGACUCAAAUGCCAGUAUGGAUAACUCCUGAUCCUAAACUAUUUACCCUUCCUGUACGUCCCUGGCAUUUAAUAAACGAUAAUAAGUGAAA
Photinus pyralis (common eastern firefly) is the source of this 1480-nucleotide messenger RNA. It is a transcript of the gene POLDIP2, whose product is annotated as polymerase delta-interacting protein 2. The transcript has 7 exons. Gene Ontology annotation, biological process: error-free translesion synthesis. Gene Ontology annotation, cellular component: nucleus; mitochondrial nucleoid. NCBI's taxonomy places the organism in Eukaryota, Metazoa, Arthropoda, Insecta, Coleoptera, Lampyridae. The coding region runs from base 183 to 1175 and encodes 330 amino acids. The record is from RefSeq and is a predicted model, not a curated record. Gene Ontology annotation, molecular function: DNA binding.